GCAGGCGCAGUGAGGGGAGAGAGCAUGUUAAACUUUCAGAUCAAGUCAGCCGGCUCCUAAAGCUGUGCACGGGGUCUGUGUGCUGUUGCUGCUGCCACAGCUGGAACAUCUGGAAGUGUUCAGUGUGUCUGUCUGUCUGUCUGCGAGAGCGAGAGGGAAGUGAGUGUGCUGAGGGAGGGGAAGGAGUGAGGGGCUGGGACUGUGCUCUCUCUCCCUCUUCAUCUGCAGAAACAGCUUUCUGCCAACAGAACGCGCUCAGAAUGGCUUUGAAGAGGAGCAGCAACCUUUGAACAUCUCUCUCCCCUCCUCUUUUUCUUAUUCUUGUAAAUGAUGGAUUUAAAAAAAGACAUUUAACCCUUUGAGAUUUGUCUUGGAUGCUUUUUUUUUUUCGUUUCCCCCCUUCUUGCUCUUUUUUUUUUUUAAAUGGUUUAGCAGCCAGAGGUGCUGUGUUAAAUUCUUGGAAGGGGCCCGGAUGUACUGAGGAUGCAUUGCAAUUUCACUAAAGGAGGCAGUAGUGGAAAGGAUCAGUUUUUGGUGUUUGAUGCAAUAAUGGGAAUCAGGUAAUAAUAAAAGGGGAAAUACUGUAGCUCCAUUCUUCCUUGAAUUUUACCAAGCCGAUAUUUGGAGGGAUUAAUCUGGACUCAUUUUAAAUGGUCAAUGAAAACAAGAGGAUGUACAUUCCAGAAGAAAACCAUCAAGGUUCCAACUAUGGGAGUCCCCGUCCAGUUCAUGCCAACAUGAAUGCCAAUGCAGCUGCAGGGCUUGCCCCAGAGCAUAUCCCUACUCCAGGGGCAGCUCUGUCCUGGCAGGCUGCUAUCGAUGCUGCCAGGCAGGCCAAAUUGAUGGGUAGUGCUGGCAAUGCAACAAUAUCCACAGCGAGCUCCACGCAGAGGAAACGACAGCAGUAUGGGAAACAGAAAAAACAGGGUACAACCACAGCUACACGUCCUCCCCGGGCAUUGCUGUGUUUAACACUGAAAAAUCCCAUCCGGAGGGCAUGCAUCAGCAUCGUGGAAUGGAAACCAUUUGAAAUAAUUAUUUUACUGACUAUUUUUGCCAAUUGUGUGGCCUUAGCUAUCUAUAUCCCCUUUCCAGAAGAUGAUUCCAAUGCCACCAAUUCCAAUCUGGAACGAGUGGAAUAUCUCUUUCUCAUAAUUUUUACAGUGGAAGCAUUUUUAAAAGUAAUAGCAUAUGGACUUCUCUUUCACCCCAACGCUUACCUCCGCAAUGGCUGGAAUUUACUAGAUUUUAUAAUUGUGGUAGUAGGGCUUUUUAGUGCAAUUUUAGAACAAGCAACCAAAGCAGAUGGGGUGAAUUCAAUAGGAGGGAAAGGUGCCGGAUUUGAUGUUAAAGCACUGCGGGCUUUCCGAGUGUUACGCCCCUUACGAUUGGUAUCCGGAGUUCCUAGUCUCCAAGUGGUUUUAAAUUCCAUUAUCAAGGCUAUGGUCCCCUUGCUGCACAUUGCUCUGCUGGUGCUGUUUGUCAUAAUUAUCUAUGCCAUCAUUGGACUAGAGCUAUUCAUGGGGAAGAUGCACAAGACCUGCUACUUCCUGCAAGGUGGAUUACUAGCGGAAGAGGACCCCUCUCCUUGUGCCCCUCAAUCAGCGCAUGGACGGCAGUGUCAGAAUGGCACUGAGUGCAAACCAGGAUGGGAGGGGCCCAAGCAUGGCAUUACCAAUUUCGACAACUUUGCCUUUGCCAUGUUAACUGUGUUUCAGUGCAUCACUAUGGAGGGCUGGACAGAUGUACUGUACUGGAUGCAGGACGCUAUGGGCUAUGAGUUACCAUGGGUGUAUUUUGUCAGUCUGGUCAUCUUUGGAUCCUUUUUCGUUCUAAAUCUGGUUCUUGGUGUGUUGAGCGGGGAGUUUUCCAAAGAAAGAGAGAAGGCAAAGGCUCGGGGUGACUUUCAGAAGUUGCGGGAGAAACAACAACUGGAGGAAGACUUGAAGGGGUACCUGGACUGGAUAACUCAAGCAGAAGACAUCGAUCCAGAAAAUGAAGAUGAAGGCAUGGAUGAGGAGAAGCCCCGAAACAUGAGCAUGCCUACAAGUGAGACUGAGUCCGUGAACACAGACAAUGUGGCAGGAGCAGAUAUUGAAGGAGAAAACUGCGGUGCUAGGCUGGCGCAUCGGAUCUCCAAAUCUAAGUUUAGCCGUUACUGGCGCCGGUGGAACAGGUUCUGCAGGAGAAAGUGCCGAGCUGCUGUCAAGUCCAAUAUUUUCUACUGGCUGGUGAUCUUCCUUGUGUUUCUCAACACCCUUACCAUCGCCUCUGAACAUUACAACCAGCCAGACUGGCUUACAGAGGUCCAAGACACUGCCAAUAAGGUGCUGCUAGCUCUUUUCACGGCAGAGAUGCUGCUGAAGAUGUACAGCUUAGGUCUCCAGGCCUACUUUGUAUCUCUCUUCAACCGCUUUGACUGCUUUAUUGUUUGUGGAGGAAUCCUGGAGACCAUCCUAGUGGAGACCAAGAUCAUGUCACCGCUGGGCAUCUCGGUGUUGAGAUGCGUCCGACUCCUGAGAAUAUUUAAAAUCACAAGGUAUUGGAACUCCUUGAGUAACCUAGUGGCUUCGCUGCUGAACUCAGUUCGCUCCAUCGCUUCCCUCUUGCUGCUUCUCUUCCUCUUCAUCAUCAUCUUCUCGCUCCUGGGAAUGCAGCUCUUUGGGGGCAAGUUUAACUUUGAUGAGAUGCAAACCAAGAGGAGCACUUUCGAUAACUUCCCCCAGUCUCUCCUCACAGUGUUUCAGAUCCUGACUGGGGAGGACUGGAAUUCGGUGAUGUAUGAUGGGAUCAUGGCUUAUGGCGGCCCCUCUUUUCCAGGAAUGUUGGUCUGUAUUUACUUCAUCAUCCUCUUCAUCUGCGGAAACUAUAUCCUGCUGAAUGUAUUUUUGGCCAUCGCUGUGGACAAUCUUGCCGAUGCCGAGAGUUUGACAUCUGCUCAGAAAGAAGAGGAAGAGGAAAAAGAAAGGAAAAAACUAGCUAGGACCGCUAGUCCUGAAAAGAAACAGGAGAUUGAGAAACCAGCUGUAGAGGAGGAGACAAAGGAGGAGAAAAUUGAGCUGAAAUCUAUCACUGCUGAUGGAGAGUCUCCGCCUACUACCAAGAUCAAUGUGGAUGAUUAUCAGACCAAUGAAAAUGAAGAGAAGAACCCAUAUCCUACUACAGAAGCUCCAGGAGAGGAAGAGGAGGAGGAGCCUGAAAUGCCUGUCGGCCCUCGACCACGCCCAAUGUCUGAACUGCACCUCAAAGAGAAGGCUGUGCCCAUGCCGGAUGCCAGUGCUUUUUUCAUCUUCAGCCCUACCAACAGGUUUCGUCUCCACUGCCAUCGAAUCGUUAAUGAUAACAUUUUCACCAACCUGAUCCUCUUUUUCAUCUUGCUCAGCAGCAUCUCCCUGGCAGCUGAGGACCCUGUCAAACACUACUCUUUUAGGAACCAAAUUCUCUUUUAUUUUGAUAUAGUUUUUACUGUCAUUUUCACCAUUGAAAUUGCUCUAAAGAUCCUAGGCAAUGCAGACUAUGUCUUCACUAGUAUCUUUACAUUAGAAAUUAUUCUUAAGAUGACUGCAUAUGGAGCUUUCCUCCACAAGGGCUCCUUCUGCAGGAACUACUUCAACAUCCUAGACUUGCUGGUGGUCAGCGUGUCUCUCAUCUCCUUUGGGAUCCAGUCCAGUGCCAUCAAUGUAGUGAAGAUCUUACGUGUCCUGCGAGUGCUCAGACCGCUGAGGGCCAUCAACAGAGCCAAGGGACUAAAGCACGUGGUCCAGUGCGUAUUUGUAGCCAUCAGAACCAUCGGAAACAUUGUGAUUGUCACCACUUUGCUGCAGUUCAUGUUUGCCUGCAUUGGAGUUCAACUUCACUCCUCUUCUCGCAUUCUUCCCUAGGGCAAACUAUAUAGCUGCAGCGAUAGCUCCAAGCAAACAGAAGCAGAAUGCAGGGGGCAUUAUAUUUGGUACAAAGAUGGAGAGGUCACCCAGCCAAUGAUCCAGUCCCGCAAUUGGGAGAACAGCAAGUUCAACUUUGACAACGUCUUGACUGCCAUGAUGGCACUCUUCACUGUUUCAACCUUUGAGGGCUGGCCAGAGUGAGCUGCUGUACAAUCCAUUGAUUCUCACAUGGAGGACGUGGGACCCAUUUAUAACCACAGGGUGGAGAUCUCCAUUUUCUUCAUUAUCUAUAUCAUCAUCAUUGCUUUCUUCAUGAUGAACAUCUUCGUUGGUUUCGUCAUUGUCACAUUUCAGGAACAAGGAGAGCAGGAAUACAAGAACUGUGAGCUGGACAAGAACCAGCGCCAAUGUGUUGAGUAUGCCCUGAAGGCCCGCCCCCUGCGGAGGUACAUCCCUAAGAACCAGUACCAAUACAAAGUGUGGUAUGUGGUGAACUCCACCUAUUUUGAGUACCUCAUGUUCGUUCUCAUCCUGCUGAACACCAUCUGCCUGGCCAUGCAGCACUAUGGUCAGAGCUGUCCCUUCAAACAAGCCAUGAAUAUCCUCAACAUGCUCUUCACGGGUCUCUUCACUGUUGAGAUGAUUCUGAAACUAAUCGCCUUCAAACCCAAGGGUUACUUUAGUGAUCCUUGGAAUGUUUUUGACUUCCUCAUCGUAAUUGGCAGCAUUAUAGACGUCAUUCUCAGUGAAACUAAUCACUAUUUCUGUGAUGCAUGGAAUACAUUUGACGCCUUGAUUGUUGUGGGUAGCAUUGUUGAUAUAGCAAUCACCGAGGUGAACCCAGCUGAACAUACCCAAUGCUCUUCCUCUAUGAAUGCAGAGGAAAACUCGCGCAUCUCAAUCACCUUUUUCCGACUCUUCCGCGUGAUGCGUCUUGUGAAGCUCCUGAGCCGUGGGGAGGGCAUCCGGACGUUGCUUUGGACUUUCAUCAAGUCCUUCCAGGCUCUCCCCUAUGUGGCUCUUUUAAUAGUGAUGUUAUUCUUCAUCUAUGCGGUGAUUGGAAUGCAGGUGUUUGGUAAAAUUGCUCUGAAUGAUACCUCACAUAUAAACCGCAACAACAACUUUCAGACGUUCCCUCAAGCAGUGCUGCUACUCUUCAGGUGUGCCACUGGUGAAGGCUGGCAGGAAAUCAUGCUUGCGUGUCUCCCAGACAAUAAGUGCGAUCCUGAGUCAGAACCAACCAACUCUACUGAAGGAGACCAUUCCUGUGGGAGCAACUUUUCCAUCUUUUAUUUCAUCAGCUUCUACAUGCUCUGUGCCUUCUUGAUUAUCAAUCUUUUUGUAGCUGUUAUUAUGGAUAACUUUGACUACUUGACACGGGACUGGUCCAUUCUGGGGCCACAUCACCUUGAUGAGUUUAAAAGGAUCUGGGCAGAGUAUGACCCUGAAGCCAAGGGACGGAUCAAACACCUGGACGUGGUGACGUUGCUCCGGCGGAUUCAGCCUCCGCUGGGCUUUGGGAAGCUCUGUCCUCAUCGAGUGGCUUGCAAACGCCUAGUCUCUAUGAAUAUGCCACUGAACAGUGAUGGGACUGUCAUGUUUAAUGCCACCCUCUUUGCAUUGGUCAGAACAGCACUGAGGAUCAAAACUGAAGGUAACCUGGAGCAAGCCAAUGAGGAGCUCCGGGCAAUCAUUAAGAAAAUCUGGAAGCGCACCAGCAUGAAGCUGCUGGAUCAAGUUGUGCCCCCGGCAGGCGACGAUGAGGUGACAGUCGGGAAGUUUUAUGCCACUUUCCUGAUCCAAGAGUAUUUCCGGAAAUUCAAGAAACGUAAAGAACAAGGCCUCGUGGGCAAACCCUCACAGCGGAAUGCUCUCUCCUUGCAGGCCGGGUUGCGCACAUUGCAUGACAUUGGGCCAGAGAUCCGACGGGCGAUCUCCGGAGAUCUGACAGCCGAAGAGGAGCUAGACAAGGCCAUGAAAGAAGCUGUUUCUGCUGCCUCUGAAGAUGAUAUCUUCAGGAGGGCUGGUGGCCUGUUCGGAAACCAUGUCAGCUACUACCAAAGUGAUGGCCGGAGCUCAUUCCCCCAGACAUUCACCACCCAGCGCCCUUUGCACAUCAAUAAAUCUGGCAACAACCAGGGAGAUACGGAGUCCCCAUCACACGAGAAGCUAGUGGAUUCCACCUUCACUCCCAGCAGCUACUCGUCUUCGGGCUCCAACGCCAACAUCAACAAUGCCAACAAUACUGCCUUGUCCCGCUUCCACAGCCCACCCAGCUACCCAAGUACUGUCAGCACAGUGGAGGGGCAUGGCACACCCUUGUCACCCACCAUACGAGUGCAGGAGGCCCCUUGGAAACUCACUUCCAAAAGCUCCAGUUCUAGAGACAGCCAGCUGGCAAUCGUUUGCCAAGAGGAAGUGUCUCAGGAUGAGACUUACGAUGAGAAUUUGAAUGAAGACGUAGAGUACUGUAGCGAACCAAGCCUGAUCUCUACUGAAAUGCUCUCAUACCAAGAUGAUGAAAACAGACAACUGACUCCACCUGAAAACAACAAAGGGGAGAGCUCCAGGCAGUCUCCAAAGAGGGGGUUUCUUCGCUCCUCGUCACUGGGUCGAAGAGCAUCUUUUCACUUGGAGUGUCUGAAGAGACAGAAGAACCAAGGUGUAGAUGUCUCACAGAAGACAGUUCUGCCAUUGCAUUUGGUACACCAUCAGGCACUAGCAGUGGCAGGGCUGAGUCCCCUGCUCCAGAGAAGCCAUUCCCCAACAACGUUCUCCCCCCGGUUGUGUGCCACACCCCCUGCCGGGCCCUGUAGCCGUGGCUGGCCACAGAAGACCAUCCCAACUUUACGGCUUGAUGGAGUGGAGUCCAGUGAGAAACUCAACAGUAGCUUCCCAUCAGUACACUGCAGCUCCUGGUACUCUGACAGCACCAGCUGCAGCAGCCCUCGGAGAGCCAGGCCGGUCUCCCUCACCGUCCCCAGCCAGACUGGAGGGAACAGCAGGCAGUUCCACGGCAGCGCUGGCAGCCUUGUCGAAGCAGUCUUGAUUUCAGAAGGACUGAUGCAGUUUGCGCAAGAUCCAAAGUUCAUUGAGGUCACAACCCAAGAGCUAGCAGAUGCCUGUGACAUGACAAUAGAAGAGAUGGAAAAUGCAGCAGACAACAUACUCAAUGGUAACAGCAAGCAAAGCCCCAAUGGCAACCUCUUGCCUUUUGUUAACUGCAGGGACCCAGGGCAGGACAGUGCAGGAGAGGAAGAGGAAGAGGUGCAGAACCCGGAUUGUAGAAAAAGUCAGGAGGAGCUCCAGGACAGCAGGAUUUAUGUCAGCAGCCUGUAGUUGCCAGGGCUGAAGCGAUGAUGGUUUUUUAUUUGUUUCAAUGUUCCUAAUGGGUUUGUUUCAGAAGUGCCUCACUGUUCUCGUGACCUGGAGUAACCGGAACAGCGUUCUUCAUUCAUUUCUGUUGGGACGAGUCGCAGAGUUGGGUGGUGUAAGAGAGCUUUUCAGGAGCGAAUACAACCCCAGCAUGUGUCCAUGAGGAGGAGGAAGAGGUGGAGGAGGAGAGCCAGCUCCCGCUUGUUCUCAGUCGCUGCACAAGGAACGAUGGCUGCUUCCUGAAUGCAAAGGAGAACCUCAGCUUCCUGUGGAUGGCCCUAGCCAAAAGGACACUGCAUCAAAUGGGUGUCUUUCAACUUUGCUUGUAAAAAUAAUUUUGCACAUAUUCUGUAUGAGCCUCGCCGUCCCCAUAAAGCCAAGGCCCUUUUGAUUUGGAAUAGAAUGAUGGACUUCUUCUGCUGUGGAUUCCAGUACCUUGUUGGGGAGGAGGAAGCAGAAGAAGCCUUAGGGGACAUGAGAGGCAAAUAGCAACACUUCAGGAAGGCUUGUUGACAGAAAAUGCAGAGACUCCCAGGCAGUGGUCUCUGCCAACCAAUCAGAGCUCAGGCAGUCACUUCUGCCAACCAAUCAGAGCUCAGGUAGCCAUGUCUGCCAAUCAAUCAGAGCUCAGACAGCCAGCUGUGCCAACCAGUCAGAGAGCAGGUAGCAGGCUCUGUCAAGCAGAGCUGAGGCAACUUGCCCUUUUCUAAGUGAGGUGGUGAUGGGCUUAUGUAGAUCUCGCCUUAUUUUUGCAGUUUGAUAUUUUCUUGAAAGCAUGUUCCAGUUUUUAUUUUGAGUAUUUUUGUUUUGUUUUGGAGGGAGAGGGGAGAAAGGCGUGUUUACAAAGUUUUGUAACCACCUACCCUUUUUGUUUUGUUCUGUGUUCACCUUUGCAAAUGUUAAAUUGGUUUGGUUACAUUGUAUUAUUUAAACUAUUUUUUCUCCAUUGAAAUUCAGUAGAAGCUAUAAUGAUAGAAGAGUUUUAUCAACCAUUAUGUACACCAAGAAUUUGUAAUUUAAUUUGAUAGUAAUUGAAAUCUCCUUUUUUUGGUUGUUGUUUUAUAAUUUAAAGAUAGUAGGCAAUGCACUUGAUAUAGUCUUGCACAUUUGAGUGAUUGAUUUGGAUUAUUUUUAGUGCUGGUAUUUUUGUGAGUGUGUGUGUGAGCGGCACUGAGCGAGCGUGUGUGUGUAUGUGUGUAUAAGUGCAGACCAGUCCUCCACUUCCUGGUUUUACCUUCAGGAGAACUGCAUCUGGGGCCAUUUGAAUGCAAAAACAAACCACUGUCUCUGCUUUUGAAAGGGGAAUCAGUAACUCUUUGCAUUUUCUGUUCCACAAGAUAUGCAAAAACAAUGCAAUAAUAUUAAUUUUAAAAUACAAUUGUGAGUUGUGUUGGCAUUAAAACUGUAUAGAAACAAAAUUAAGGGGAAAAACAAACAAAAGUGAGAAGGAGUUAUGCUUCAAUAUAUUCCGUGUGAUGUUUUAUUGCAUUGAUAAUGUUUCUGUUGAAGAAACCGUAAUACUUGAAUUCAGGUCAGUUUCAGUAUUUUUCAAAUAUUUUUUUAAAAUGAAUUGCAAUUGUGCCAAGCGAAUAUAAUGAAUUGAAUUAAGUUUGUUUUAAAAGAUCACUUCUUGUAUAUUUUGCUGCAUGUAAAGUAAAUCAUUUCGUAUUUGGAGUGUGCCAAGCUUUACCUUUGAACUUUUAAGUGCUUUUCUAUGUGUGGUUGGGGAAAUCGGUACUAAAUAUUUUUUUUCAUUUUUUAAUUUGUACAAUGAACAAAGUGUACCUAGUGUAAGUAACUAGUCUGCAAUCCACUGACAGGUUGAACGUUACUGAUUUUGCAUAUCUUGUGUACGCUUUCCUUUUUCCUCACUCCCUUAAACAUGCACAAUUAAUUUCUGAGUAGAGUAUCUUGCUUCCUGAAACCAAGACAUUUUAUCCAGUCUUCAUCCUCUUCCCUGUGCUCAUAUUCUCUCAAUAUUUCUUCUCACUAGGGUGGCUAAAUCCAUAUGCCAAGCUGAUCUGGUAAGAUUUCUAGGAACUCAGCUGGCACCAGCAACUCUGGGGGGAUGGGAUUGUAAUAUGUAAUGUCAUAUUUCUUUCACUGAAUCUCUAACUCUUGGUCAUCAAUUAUAGAGUUUUCUGGGGUACAUGAUGGGCAAAUGCAAGAGGCAGAGUCAUUAUCUAGGGGAAAUAAUCUAGCUCUGCCCUUGACUGAUAUUCCAGUGUAAAUGAGAUGAAGAAUUCUGAGUUGUUACUCAAGAGAAUUGCUCUGGUACUGCUCUCAGCUGGUGACACUGAGGGUUAGUGACGUGAGCCCAUAUUUUGCAUUCCAAUGUGCAAUCUCAUCAUUCUCCUCAUACCUGAGUUUACGGGCCAGGUUCUGGACCUCAGUCAUACUACUUUAAAUCUGGCAUAACUCCACUGAAGUCAAUGGCACUAUGUCUCUCACCCAUCUCAAUCUUGUUAUGGAAUCUGAACUUCCUCUUGUUCAUCCACCUGGCACUUGUCUCUUACUAGUGACAAACCAGAAGAGAAAUAUGUAGAUCUUAUGUAAUUUGCUGGGUUUUCCUUGGAAAUGGAGUCUUCAUUUGAAACCACUUGAAAUUGCAUCAUUUGGAAUCUUGGCUGUCUCUGUCUAAAACUCUUACAAGUUUUGCUCCAUUUUCCAGAUGGAUCCCAGAGUUGCAGAUCAGUACUGAAUAAAGAAGAAUGAUCUGACUCAGGAAAAUCAGAACCAGACUUUCAUCCAAAACUUGAGCUUAUUCUGAGAUCUGAAAAUGUUUAGUUUAUGUAUGUUGUUUAUAUUUUCAUGCUCCUCUGGACUUCCCUGGUUUUGAAUGGGGCCUAAAGGAGAAAUAACAAAGGGGUAUUUUGGGUGGUAUUAUAUUUAUUCCCACUGGUAUUAUCAAGUGGCCAGCAGCAUUUCAAUAUGUCCUGGAUAUCUUACAUGGAAAAGCCUCUUCUCAAGAGAUUUUUAUUGAACCAAAGAAGCUUCCGUCAGUUUAGCUACACAUGGGGGAGCGGGGUGUCAGAAUCUUGAAAUCCAAGACUUACCUAGGCAAAAUUAUGCGUAGACAUCAAUCAGCCCAGUGCUGAGCAUUGUUACUUGUUCUUUACUGAGACAAACUCUUCUGGAGUUUUGCCUAUGACGACAGUGAUCAGACAGCAAGUGUGAAAAAUCAGGACAGGGGUGGAGAGGUAAUAGGAGCCUAUACAAGAAAAAGAUCUACAAAUCAGGACUGUCCCUAUAAAAUCGGGACAUCUGGUCACCCUAACUAGACUUGCAUAUGGAUUCAGGAUUUUAUUUCUGGAUACUUAUCUGAUCCAAAUCAAACCUCCAAACCUUUUGAAGGUUCUCCAUUUUUAGGUUCUCCACCUCCUGUGCACUGGACCUCCAUGAUGCAUAGGUCCAGUGCUAUUGAAAAUGAAAUAGUCCCACUCCUAAUCAACUAUUUCUGAGAGGGAUCAGGUGGCAGAGUCUCCCUAACUCAUUCUCUUUUACUGAAUAGUUCAUCUCAUGCACAUUUAGUGGUCACAUUUGUUGGUGCUCAUCACCUCUGAAAAACAAGCUACUAAUCUGUAGUAGUAUUUAUUGAAGUCAGUGGGAGCUCUGGAUGCUCAGCAGGUGCUCAUUUUCUCUUAGGAUUUGGCCUCAGGCUAGAAGAUGAAGCUUACAUCAUCUACAUCCUUCUGUGAAAACUGCUAUUCCCUCAGUGAUCACCCCCUGCAGAGGGCUGGAGAAACCCCAUCUCUCUACUGAACAGUCCUCUACCUCCUACUUAUUUAAAUCCUUGUGCAGAGAGGACAAUGCAGAUGAUGAUAUUUAUAAUUGGGGAGUGGUACAAAAGUCAGAACUUGCUGAUGCCAGCUGUGCUAAUUUCACUCUUUGGAAGAUGGCAAUUCAUUUAGGUACUUUCUGACAUACAGAUUGCAAUAGGCCUGAGCAAAGAGCUACUGCCUCCUUCAAGUGGGGCAGGGUCUGGGCCAUGGUGGGGAGGAGAGGGCAAGUUUAGUUCCCUGGAGUGUCUUUCCUUUCUCUGUGUAUUGGAGCAAGUGUCAGGUACAAUCACUGCACUGUGGAUGGAAACAUUGAAGAAGUGAAUGAUUGAGGAGUUUUGUGUAAGGAAAAAGAAAGGAGGAAAUAGUCUUAUCUUCAUCAUUUGAGUGUGGUUGAUCUGCAGCUUGCUAACAGUACACUGCAGACUAAAGACAUUUCUUACAAAAUAACAAACCUUCUCUCUUAUCACCACUGGUCAUUACUCCAGGCAGCUCCAGGCCAGUCACACUGGAUGCAUUUCUUUUUUCUUCCUUAUUCUGUGUGGCUGCCAUAAUGGAAAAAGUGGGACUGAUGAUUCAGAGCUGGAGUUUCCUUAUCCACAAACCUUUUCUGCAUCAUCUGCCUCUUCAGCUGGACAUAUGAAUGAUGAUGAUGUAGAUGCUGCUGCUACUGUGAGGGGUUCAACCUUCAACCCAGUCUGGAGGGACAGCUGAAGGAGUGCCAUGUACAGAAUCGCAUCUAUUUCUGCUUUGUUUUCUGACUCAAAACCCUGCCCCUUUGAUGUCUACGACAACAACAAAAAAAGGGCAAAUGCAUUUUUUUACAUUUCUUGGUAAUUUUCAAAGCAAUGUAUCAUUGCUUUCUUUAGACUGAUGCCAAUAUAACAGUUGUAUGGGUCUCAGCCAGGCUCCUGUGUCUUUUCUGACUGCUAGUUUCAGAUUGAUGUGUGAAAAGUAUGCAUGUUUGCACACAGACACAAUCCCACAAGGUGACAGACUCACAAGCCAGUCAGGUUGCUAACAUGCUUUUUACAUGCAGUUGGAGGCCUCUUGCUUCUUACAUACAUAUGAAAAAAAUAAUCAGCAAACCAGAAAAUAUUCUUUAAUGAAGCAGCCACAUUUGGAUAGAACUGAAUAAUAAUUUAUAUCCACAAUACAGCCUCGACUGUCCAAGUGUCAUGUGGGACACUGAGUAAGACAUUUGAAAAUCAAGGGAUUUUAAAGUAAUUAACAUCUAUCAAAGAACCUGAAUUUACGUAAGAUAGUGGUGAGUUUUGAUAGGUUCAGAUAAUCAAGAUUGUAGUGCAUAUAAAGAAAAUCAUAAUUCCAGUCAAAAGACCUAAAUCACGUCUCACUAAUGCCAGUGUAAACCAAGUAUAAUUCAUUUGAAGCUAAUGAGGUAAUACUGGUAUCACACCGGUGUGAAAUCAGAAUCAGGCCCAGAAAAUUUAUUUUUUCUUCCCUGAAGGAGCCUGACUAUAAAUUUUGCAUAAACCAGAGCUGUCUAUGUUUUUCAUUUUAUUUCAAUAUUUGAUUUUAGUUGGCUUUGUAAGAUUCAUUUAAAAUGGGAAUAAAUGUAUAAGCCCCAGGAUCAAAACAGUUCUUAUCAGAAGUCCAGUCCCAAGAAAGUCCCUCUGCUGCUGCUUUGUUUCUGAGGAUCUUACAGUAAGAGCUGUAUGGCUUCCCUGCUUCAGUGGGCCUGACAUGGGGGCAGGUGAGAAUGGCUGCACAGCAAUGAAAUGAGUGGUGCAGCGCUAAAAAGAGAUGGGUCUCUAACUUAACCACAAAAGGUCUGUGGUAUCACACUAGGAUGCAAGUCUCUCCUGAUAUUAAAUUCAGGGUCCUGUUCAAAGCCCCUAUUCUCCCCACCUUGUAGAGACUUUGCUUAAGGUGAGCAUAAAGAGCAGCUCCUCUUUAGAAGUGAACAGUCCUGUCUAAAGGGCUACCCAAAAAGUGCAUCUUCAAUAAGCAAACUGCUGUAGGCAUUUAUCUACUUCAGCAUUACGAAUGACUUCACAGGAGGCAAAAAUCAAUAGCCCACAAUCUCACACUGUUGCUUCUUUGUUCCAUCUCACUCAGACAACCUGCUUUCAUUGAAGUCCAUCACAUUCUCCAGCCACUGCUUUCACUUGGUCCAGGAGCAAACUAGCUGGGUCAUAAGCCAAAUGCUAUGCCACAAACGCAGACCAGGGCAGACAUGCCUCCUUCCUAGAACAGAUCCUCUCCCAACCUUCAAACAAACCUCCUUCCCAUGCAGUAACCUUCCCAACCUUCAUCCCCUACUUAGUACAGAGCCCUCCCACCACUGGUCUUCUCAGCUAUAUGAUAAAUGUCCUGAGUUGUCCAGCCAGGCAAAAUGUAAUCUAUUUCCCAGAGAGAAUCCAGAGCCAGUUUGCUCCUGGCUCAGUCAGACAGACUAGUAUUCAAUACUCCUUAAAACCUCUCAGUGCCAUGACCGCUUGUGGAAGUGACAGAUGCAGGGGAGUCCAGUCCAGCUAUGAUCAUCUGAAUGGGGGAAGAUCUCAAAUAACUAAAAGUGAGAUUUUGAAUAUCACGUUACCAACUGCUGCAUCACCCAAGAGAGAGACUUUUAAAACUGCCUUAACAAAAUGAAUUCAGAAUGAGGGAGUCUCCCUCCAAACGAGUGCCACAUGGCAACCAGGGAAAAGCCAUUUGGGGGGUGAAACCUGGCUGGAAGUGGCUGGAAUCUAGCUUAGUUCCAGAGGUGAAAACAUAGUUUGGGGCCUGAUCCUGUAGUACUUACUCAGGAUAAAUUCCCCUUGACUUCAUUGAUUAAAGACUGCAAGAUCAGGACUUUACAAGGCAGAGGUGGGUAUUCUCUUGCCUGCAUCUGAUUAAUUUGGGGACUGAUCCUGUAAGGUGCUAAGCACAUGUAUUUCCCACUGGCUUCUGCGGAAGAUUUGGUUGCUCAACAUCUCUCAGGCUCAGCACUUGAACAUCAUUUCCUGCUCGGACCAUCAGCUAUAAAUGUUGAUAAAUGCAAGUAUUUUGCCUUCAUUUUAAUUGCCCAAUGCUGUUAAAUGAACUGCCCUAGAUAUACGCCACCCCAGGUGUAAAUCUCCUCUCCCACACUUCUCUCCACCCCAGAUGUCCCUAUCAUCAUCACUGAAGCCCUUCCCAGUACUAGUUCUUUACCACAUCCCACUAUUUUAUACCCAGGUUUCAUGAAACCACAGAAAUGCUUUUGUAAAUAAUGCUGUACAGUUUGUAACUGUAAGUGUACGCCUGUCAUCGGUGCCAGAGUCCGGCUUGCCCUCUCGCACGUUUUAAAAAAAUCAACGACGGAAAGUUAGAGCGAAGGGCCCACAAGUGAGCGAUAGGGUCAUCUCUAUGUGGGACAAAUGUAUAUUCCUGUAAGAUUGCAUUUUUAUCUAAGGAAUGAUGUUAUUUUAAAAAUUGCUAAUAAAUUUCUAAACAAUG
Messenger RNA from Gopherus evgoodei (Goodes thornscrub tortoise), 14479 nucleotides. RefSeq names its product calcium voltage-gated channel subunit alpha1 C (gene CACNA1C). The record is from RefSeq and is a predicted model, not a curated record. Gene Ontology annotation, cellular component: membrane; voltage-gated calcium channel complex. Gene Ontology annotation, biological process: calcium ion import across plasma membrane. Gene Ontology annotation, molecular function: high voltage-gated calcium channel activity. NCBI's taxonomy places the organism in Eukaryota, Metazoa, Chordata, Testudines, Testudinidae.